AUGCCUGAUGUUAUCGAGUUGAGCUUCAUCCCAUCUUCCAGCGUUAACAGGAAAAUAAUUAAUCCCAUCUCAGUGAGAUCCCAUCUUUCAUGCACCGGGGGCUGGCUAGUUUCCAAGGAUUCUAAAGAGGAGUGGGAUCUCACCCCACAGGCUGGAAGGCAAGAUAAGACAAGAAAAGAUAAGACAGGACAUGACAAGACCGAACAUGACAGAGAACGACAGGACAAGACUAGACCGGAGAGAACAAGAAAGGAGGAAAAAAGACAAGGCAAGAGAAGACAAGAGAAGACAAGAGAAGACAAGAGAAGACAAGAGAAGACAAGAGAAGACAAGAGAAGACAAGAGAAGAGACGACGGACAAGACAAGACAAGACACGACAAUACAAGACAAGAGACGACGGACAAUACAAGACAAGAGACGACGGACAAGACAAGACAAGAUACGACGGACAAGACAAGAGAAGAGACGACGGACAAGACAAGAGAAGAGACGACGGACAAGACAAGACACGACAAGACAAUUCAAGACACGACAAGAGACAAGACAAGAGACAAGACAAGAGACAAGACAAGAGACAAGACAAGAGACAAGACAAGAGACAAGACAAGAGACAAGACAAGAGACAAGGCAAGAAACAAGGCAAGAGACAAGGCAAGAGACAAGGCAAGAGACAAGGCAAGAGACAAGGCAAGAGACAAGGCAAGAGACAAGGCAAGAGACAAGGCAAGAGACAUGGCAAGACAAGACAAGACAAGACAGGACAGGACAGGACAGGACAGGACAGGACAGGACAGGACAGGACAGGACAGGACAGGACAGGACAGGACAGGACAGAAAAAUAUGGUUGCGUCUGGCAUGGCAUGGGAAUAAUACUUACUAUUCCUAAAAUGAUAUCUGGGGCAGGCAAAUUUGUCACCUGUUAAAACCUUACAUCAUGGAAGAAAAAAUUUGUAAACUUCACGUUAGGAGAUAUCUAUUUAGAGGUGAAGCCCAGUUGUAUGCACUGCAGUCAUGUUUUGCAGGCAAAGUUGUCAAGGACCCUAAAAAUGGGACCCUGAACGCAGACAUUUCAAGACAUCCUAAAGCUUUUCAGUGUAUAAACGUCUGACUAACGAGGUUAAUUUUUAGAUUAUAUAUACCUUGUCAACUGAAAUAGGCAGCAAUAACAUCAAUAAGUAAGGUUAACCAACUAAUUAGCCAACCAGUUAACCAACCAGUUAGCCAACCAAUGGGGCAUGCUUAUGGAAGAUAUUAUCAAUGGAGUUCCAGGGUGAAAACUAACUCUUUCUGUCUACAAGGUAGCUGUUUUUUCAAAUUUAUGUUAACUGAUUGCCAAUUAUCCAAAACAUCUUGCGAUUGUAGUGUUUUGCACAACCUGCUAGCAAAUGGUGCCUGAUUCUGGUUUAAGUUUUUGUUUUAGAUCUUUUUACUAGUUUAGUUAUCAUAAGCUCCUAACUCCAAGACUUGUUGAAUUAAAUCUCCGCAAAUAAAGGGCGUAACACUAGUUCAAGGAGGUUGUGAUAUCAAACAACAAUAUAGAAACCAUGCCCAACAAAUUAUGCUAAUUCAAAAUAGUGUUGUUGUAGCUUUUCUAUAGAUCAAACAAUGGAAGGAUUUGUGGCUCCAAUGAACUAAAAUAAUUAUUGAUUGGGAAAAAAAAUACUUAAUUUCUAUACCAAAUAUGCAGACAAAGCAAAAUUGAAGUUUAGGCAUUGUUAUUGUGAAAACAUAAAAACAAUAAUUAUACAGUGACCUUGCGAUAUCCGUAGAGCUGAAAUCCAAAACUAAAUUUAAUAAUUUACUUUUUCUCUAUUACAUUGAUUCUUAAUCAAGCUGCUCAAUUUUAGCUUAAAGAUAAGUAAAUCAAUUUUGCUGACAAUCAUUGAGUGGGUAUUGAUGUUGGGAAUGACUUUAACUAGCAAGUUCAAGUAGCACUUUUCAUCAUCAAUGUAUUCCAAAUGCACCAAAACGGUCUUACAAUAGAUUCAACAAAUUAUUCAAGAAAGAAUAUAUCAAUCAGCCUUAUAAGUCACAUCCCUGCUUGUUUUCCCUGACAAAGGAAGAUAAAUAGAUUUAAAAAUACUCAACCGAACUUUGUGCAAACUAGAUUUCUUGUAUUUGAUAAUUAAAAACUGAGUGCUAAAAGAAUGAAAAUAUGAGUUUUUUUGUACUCAAAGAAUUAAUAGACAGGUGGUCCAAAAAUGUAACGCAAGAAGCAUGCUGACUUUCUCUUAAAGGGCCACUCCAGCCCAAAAUUUUUAUUUAAGAACACAAUG
This is a messenger RNA of Rhopilema esculentum, 2277 nucleotides long. NCBI's taxonomy places the organism in Eukaryota, Metazoa, Cnidaria, Scyphozoa, Rhizostomeae, Rhizostomatidae. The record is from RefSeq and is a predicted model, not a curated record.